Messenger RNA from Diceros bicornis minor, 3539 nucleotides. RefSeq names its product SET domain containing 4 (gene SETD4). Gene Ontology annotation, biological process: peptidyl-lysine dimethylation; peptidyl-lysine trimethylation; peptidyl-lysine monomethylation. NCBI's taxonomy places the organism in Eukaryota, Metazoa, Chordata, Mammalia, Perissodactyla, Rhinocerotidae. The coding region runs from base 603 to 1757 and encodes 384 amino acids. The transcript is spliced from 10 exons. Gene Ontology annotation, molecular function: transcription coactivator activity; histone H3K4 methyltransferase activity; histone H3K36 methyltransferase activity. The record is from RefSeq and is a predicted model, not a curated record.
AGGGUUGGGUGAGGGCCUCUUUUAAGGGCCGGGCCUGGAGACGCGAGCCCUAAGAGGUCCCUCUUCGCUAGUAUGGAAGGAGACUGCGCAGGCCGACUCUUCAGAGCGCAGGCUCCUGGCCCGCGUGCCAAUGGAUUUUCUUAACCCGGCUCUGGAGUGGGGGGUUUUCACCCACGCAGGGGUGGGCGUCAGUGACGCAUCCGGGAAACAACGCGCAUGCGCACGCCAGGAGGCGUCGGCCUGCAGCGGAGAGGAGGCUCCGCCCGGCGACUAACGACGAGGACUCGAGGCGGUCUUCACGGCUCUCAGCCUCUCUCUCUCUAUGGCUUCGGUUCGCUUCUUUAACUCGUGUUCAGGGGGGCGCUGUGUUGGCUUUCCACCUGCAGUGGGCCCGCCCUCCGCCGCAGCCAUCUUGGAGGCGGUGCCUAGCGCCGGAUGGGCCGGAAGGACUUCCGGGGUCAUGGAAGCAGGGUAACCCGGGGGUUGUCCGGGCAACGGGAGCAGGGUACAAAGAUCAAUGAUUAUCGUACAACUGGAAAGAAAGCCAAAGAAAAUGCUUUUUAUUUUAGUUUGAGCACCUAAACAGAAACUGCAGUUUUAGUAUGAAGAAGGGAAGAGGCAGAACCAGCCGGAUCAGAAGACGGAAACUCUUCAGAAGUUCUGAAUCAAGAGGAGUGAAUGAGAGCCACAAGCCGGCAUUUAUAGAGCUGAAGAAAUGGCUGAGAGAUAGGAAGUUUGAAGAUACAAACUUAACACCUGCUCGUUUUCCAGGUACUGGAAGAGGGCUGAUGAGCAAAACAUCCCUGCAGGAGGGACAGCUGAUUAUUUCAUUGCCUGAGAGUUGCCUGCUCACCACGGACACAGUGAUCAGAAGCUACUUAGGGGCGUACAUUGCUAAGUGGCAGCCUCUUCCGUCUCCUCUGCUGGCUCUGUGCACCUUUUUGGUUUCAGAAAAGCAUGCUGGGGACCGGUCUCCCUGGAAGCCUUACCUGGAGAUUUUACCGAAGGCCUAUACCUGCCCUGUUUGUUUGGAGCCAGAAGUGGUGAAUCUUCUUCCCAAACCAUUGAAAACAAAGGCCAGAGAGCAGAGAACCCACGUGCAGGAGUUCUUUACUUCCUCCAGAGACUUUUUCUCUUCCCUGCAGCCUCUAUUUUCUGAGACUGUUGAGAGCAUCUUUAGCUACAGUGCCCUCCUGUGGGCUUGGUGCACCGUCAACACCAGAGCUGUGUACAUGAAGCACAGGCGGAGGCACUGCUUUUCUGCAGAGCCAGACACCUACGCGCUCGCUCCAUACCUGGAUCUGCUCAAUCACAGCCCAGACGUCCAGGUAAAAGCAGCAUUUAAUGAGGAAACUCGCUGUUAUGAAAUUAGAACAGUUUCAAGUUGUAGGAAGCAUGAAGAGGUGUUCAUCUGCUAUGGCCCUCAUGAUAACCAGCGGCUGUUCCUGGAAUAUGGAUUUGUUUCCAUCCACAACCCUCAUGCUUGUGUUUAUGUCUCAGAAGAUAUACUUGUUAAAUAUCUUCCAGCAAGAGAUAAACAGAUAAAGAAAAAGAUUUCCAUUUUAAAGGAUCAUGACUUUAUAGAAAAUUUGACAUUUGGAUGGGAUGGGCCAUCUUGGAGGUUACUCACAGUUCUCAAGUUGUUAUGUCUGGAAGCUGGAGAAUUUGUGGUGAUGACUGUCAGCAUGGAAAGGACUGUGUGCUGCCCAGCCUUGGAGCUCCUUCAGCCUGGGUCCUUGUCAGGGAAUUGGAAGUAAUGCCCACUACUUAGCAAAAGCUCAGCGAGAGAAACCGUAUGUAGGGAGGACCUCCUGAAGAUGGCGACCCCAUCCUUGAGCGAUUGGGAGGAUUAAAUGAGAUUAUAUCUAGAAAUAACCCUUAGCACCGUGUCUAGAAGUAGUUGGUGCUCACUCAAUGAUGCUUGUUAUGUUUAUGCUAUUGCUUAUUUCUUUUUCCGUAGGGACUCGGGGAGAGAAAUUACUCCCUGGUCUCAACACCAGAAAUGGUUGUGUUUAUUCUCAGCAGAUGGUGUGUAUUUAUCUUACACACACUGUGAAUUCUGCCUCUGAUGUGUCUUUUUUUACUGUUCACUAGAAAACUCAGAGGCAAAUUUGUGGUCCAUCCAAAUGUGCAGGAUUUUAAGGCCUGCGGUUUAUCCUGAGUAUAUCUUAUCUUUCCUCCUCUCAUCUUUUCUUUGUCUUAUUUUCCCUGUCCAUUCAUCUUACAUUUUAUUUUAUCUCAUGUGCACCCACAUAAGCUUUUUCAAAUCCUUCUUGGAAAACUGUGUGAGUUCUUUUCAUGCAUGUCAACCUCAAAUUAAAUAAAACAACUGGAUGUUUCCCAGGGGUCAUCCUGAGGCCUCUUUUCUUCCCUGUGAGUUAUUUUAAACUGUCUGGAAUGGUGUAGCAGAAAGAGGUGUGUGAGAUUCUGUCUGACAUGUGUGUGCAUGCAAUUUCUGCUGCUCUGUAGCUUUGUACACUUAGGGUGGGUUCUUUACCAUUCCCAGUUCUCAGUUUCUUUGUGUCUAAUGUGGGGAUAAUAAUGCCUUCUUGGCUCAGUAAUUGUGAAGAUUAAAUUAGAUGGUUAUGUAUGAAACUCUGUGCCUGGCACAUAGUAAUUUCCUUCCUUCCUUGCUUUCUUUCCUGAGAACUCAUCUAUUCCUGAGGUUCAGCCAUCGUCUCUAAAGCUGAAGACUUCAAGACUUUAUUCUCUCUGUGUCUUGUUGGCUGUUGUGAAUUUCUAAGCAACCUGUAUAUACUUCCACUUGGAUGUUACCUUACCCCUUCCAAGCAACUUCUACUCCGGAAUUCUCUGCACCCAGCAUCUGUUCCUCCACCUUCUUGCUCCCUGGUUCCCUCUUCUUCCUAGUGUACAGAUUUGGCUCUGCCACCUUUGGGCUCAGCACCCUGCUGUGGUUCCUUCUCGCCUACCCUGAAACACCUACACUCUUCCACCUGCAGAACGUUGGCCCCCCUCACCCACUCAACCCCAUUUCCUACAGACUUUCGUAGUAUAAAAUGGGAAUGCCCUGCCCGUAGAGAAGGGCUUCACUGUAGAUGCCUCCUUCCACUUGUAGAGCAUUUUACUUUGUGAAAUGUGUUCCCUUGAGUUUGCCAUAUUUGAAGAAAGAGCGUCCCUUGAAGAGAAGGAACACUUUGCCGCCUUUGCUCCUUAGUCCCUAAUCCUUUUGGCCAUGGACUUACCUUCCUCUUCUGUCUUCAGCUCUAUUCCUGUGGCUGGUGGAUGUGACUCACUUACUGAUGUGCCAGACACAGGAGUGAAUGAUAAAAUUCAGUCCCUGCCUGCAAAGUGUGUGCAUCCCCGUACUUCUAAUUUUUGAGUGUUCCUUCUUUUUUAUGUACCUUGUUUGCUUCAACACAGCAACUGCAUUUGGCGUGAGGUUUUAGGGAAUCUGCUUAUAGAAUGAGUUUUAUUAUGCUUCUGGAAAAAUAGGAGAAGGGUUUGUGUGUUGUGUUGAAUUGUAAAAGCUUUCUUUAUUUUUUGAGAGCCAGCUGAAACGAUCUUACUGAACAUUUUGG